Myxocyprinus asiaticus (Chinese sucker) is the source of this 3984-nucleotide messenger RNA. RefSeq lists its product as uncharacterized. Lineage: Eukaryota; Metazoa; Chordata; Actinopteri; Cypriniformes; Catostomidae. The transcript has 8 exons. The record is from RefSeq and is a predicted model, not a curated record. Bases 2050 to 3618 code for a protein of 522 amino acids.
UAACAGCUGACGGAAGUGACGUUUCAAACCCAAGCGUUGUGUUGGCGCUAGCUUUAGCGAGAUAUUCACCCUCAGUUCAACACUUAUAUCUCAAUAAUAUACAUAUUCACACAGCAUGGUAUGAUGGUAAAGUAUUUAACUCACUUUUGUAAGGUGCUUUCUUCACAGAAGUUUCGCUAGUUGUCAUAGUCUCCAUUAUUUACAAUUGUUUUUCCAGAUCACCGUCGCUGCCUAUAACUCCGCCCCUUCUGCUAUUAACGCAUUGUUAGAUUUGUUGUUAACCUUCUCCGAGCUUCUCUUCAGGAGCUGAGAAGAGCUCAGAGAAAACUACUUACAGUUUCAAGAGACAAAAGUUUUCUGUUGGACAGGCUGUUGCAGUAUGAAAGGGUGGAUGAAGAGUCUUCUGACUUCUGAUGCCACUGUUUCCUCAGACUGUAAAGGAGAGAGAGCCAGAGAGACAGAGAAGCUGGGAAGAAAGGAGGAGUCCUGGAGUUCCUCUCGUCCCUCCUCCUUCUCCUCAUCUCUCAGUCCUGUCUUGCUCUGGUGCAAUUCCUCUCCAGUCAUCUGCUCCUGCACAGUACCUCAACACUUUACCCUUCCCUCCUGAGUAUUUGGCUCCCUCUGCUGAACGAGUGAAGAAAGAGAGAAAAACAAAACUGGAAAAACACAGGAAAGACUGUUCAGGGAAGGCAGUGGUGCAUCUGGAGGUGCGAGUGGACCAUUCAGCUAGGUCCCACAGCAGAUGCUGAGUGAAGAUGCAGCUGAUGAAGAGGGAGAGAGUGACAGAGGAGAGGGGGACGAGGCAGAGCUGGUCAUUGACAUACCCAAUGAGUGAGGGUGAAGGCGAAGGUGUCUAUAUCAGCUUUUAUAGUUCCUACAUGAUCUCUUAUAUCAGACUGAAUCUGUUAUUGCCUGAUGUAGAGAUCUUGCAAAAUAGAUGACACAGACACAGGUUGCUGGAUCUGUGUUUUAUGAGACAUUUGGUUGUGUAACAGACUGAGUUACCUAAAAACCCCUGACUCAUCAUGGAUACUGGAUAGUCACAUUCUUUAAAGACUGCUGAGAUGCAGUACAUAUGUAAAUGCAAGUGUGUGCAGUAAAUUUAGAGUGGUGGAGCUCACCUGACAGUAUUUAGAAAAUGAAACAGGAGGAAAGAGAGAGUGGGUAAGCAGAACGAAGAGCCACACCCAUAUUUCCCCCAGCACAUAAAUACCAGUUGAGACAUGUUGCUAUGUGAUUAUGAAACAUGCACACACACACACACACACACACACACACUCACACAAACUGAAAAUACAAUACAUAACGAUAUUUACAAUAUUUCACAAAAAAAAAAAAUCUGUAUACUCCUCACAAAGCUUUGAACUCUAAUAAAAUAGAAAAGUAAUUUUUGUCCUAUUUUCUUCACACAUGUGCCAAAUGGGACUGCAAUAAAAACAUUUAAUAGUUUUUGUUUCAAAGACCUUUUUUAAUGACCUGUUUAUAAAGUAUUUAUAUUAAAAUUUUAAAUGUAUCCCUCUUCUGUGAUGUUGUUAUUCAAGCAUUGUAUUUGUUCAGUUAUUACAGGUACUGUUGGGCUGUACAUACAGUUGGUUAUUGCUCACCAGCAUCUGUUUUGACACACUAUAUGUAAGUCUUACCAUCUACAAUUCCCCAUUUAUGACUGAACAUCUCUAUUUGCCAUGCACACUGUGUCAGAUUGUUCUCUUGGGUAUAAAAAAUUACAGGGCCUUCAAAGAAUGGUCAUAUGUGUUUGUAUGUGUAUAUGUUUGGGAAUGCUGACAUACAGGUAGUGUUAAGGCGUGUGAGAGGUGUGUGUACUGGUUUGUGAACAUUAUCGCAAUACUAAGACGAGGUGUAGUCGAAUGAAAUUUAGAAAGGGAGGGAUGGGUGGAGGAGAGAGUGAGUGUGAAAGGAGGAGGGAUAAAGAAGGUUGCAUUGUGCCCAGACUUAUUCUGCAUAGUUGAAGAGAGAGGGAGAGAGGAACAAUCUAGCAGGGUCUUGUUUUGUGCACUGCAGUCUCUGUUUGCUGUAUCAAGGGUUUUGGCCAUGCUGUUUGCUUUGCCUAGACUCGUUCUGUGUGUGUCUGGAGUGCUGUUUCAUGAUUUUUUAGCCAGGGCAAGUACACACACAGUCCUUGAUCCAGGGUUCUUCCAGUGUCAAGAGUGCUUUUUCAAAAGCACACCCCCAAAGUCAUUGUCUGAACUGGGUUUGGAGCAAAGGUGUCACAGACAUCUGACCGGACGGCCUUUUGCAUCACUCUAUAACACAAACUGCCAGUCCGCCGUUUAUACAGCCCUUCAACUCAGCCUGACUAAUGGAUGGGGCAGAGGAGAGCACAGUAAGCAGGAUGCAGAAGAAGAGAUCAAUGAAGAUUCCCCAGUGGCCAUCCCAGCUCUUUACACAGGAACUACUGAAGAAACUACCUCAGACUCCCCUCUCCUGAAGUGGGAUGCUCUGACAGCAGGACUAAUACGUAGCUCAGCCAUACCGCUAUGUUCAAAGACAAGUGGGGAAAUUUAUGUGCAGAGUGGCGUGGGAGGGUUUAAUGAGUGUGGGGCGAAAGUGUUGUGGUCAGCAGUGUGUUGUGCUGCUUCAGAUGGGCAUGACAGCUUCAGCAUUGGGCUACUGAAGGAGGGGAUGGUGAGGGUGGUGAGCAUUAAAGCUUUAGAGGAGUUGAUAGGUAUUACAGGGCUGUUUUCAGGAGGCUGUGGUGAGAUAGGUGGCCAGAGAGAAAAGGAGCUUAUGUUGCUCUUUAAGGAGCAACUAAAUGGCAUGAAAACACACAGUUCUGAUGGACAGAGUGAGAACCACAACAGUCAGGAUGCAGGUACAUCAGACUCAGGAAAUGAGGAAACAACAUCACAGCCUGUCAAUGAUGAAGCCCAAAGCUACACAUCUUCCUUGAAGUCAGAGAUGGACCUUCAGGAGAGCACCAAUGAGACUGAGAACUCAGAGUCUGGAAGUGCCCUGCUUUACAUUCUGUCUUCCACCAUCUCACUUCUGUACACCCCUUUCUCUCCCAUCGUAAACACGGCCACUAACCUUCCCUCCCAGCUCACAUAUGUUCUACAGGAAGAUCUGGCUGUUCUAGCCUCUGUGCCUGGUGACAGUUUCACUUUGGUCAAUAACUUGGGCUCAGGAGUGUCAUCUGGGGUUUCAUGUUUGUUUAACACCCUGUACCAGACAGGGGAACUGAGCGUGUGCACUCUCUACUCCUGCCUCAGUCCAUUAGUCAGCAGCCUGUUCCAGGCAUUCCAGGAUGGAUUCGUAGGCACAGGUACACUGGCGUGGGAUGCCCUGGGUAUUGUGACAGGCACCAUUUGCAAUGGUUUGGGGAUCGGCAAGAUGGUGCUUGGGUCAGUCUGGGAUCAGAUGGUGGAAUACCUGUGUGCUUUGGGCUCAGAAAUGGGCCAGCAGGUGUCAUCAGUGGGUUGUGGGAUAGGAACACUUACCUUGAGAAGUGGAAAGGGGGUGGGCCACCUGUUCUACAUUGUUACAGCCAUUGUAGGAGGGGUGGUGGAGAAUACAAUAGCAAAUGUACAGGAAGCUUUUGGGGGGAGUUUUGGGGAAUCAUCUGAAAUGCAGCCAUCUGAAGUGGCUGGUGAGCAUAUUUAAAUAUGUGUAUGUGCCUGUGUUACCGCAUUAACACAUUAGCAUACUAAAAAUGUCUUGCUGACAGCACAACAGAUAUUGACCAUAUUGCAUGCUUAUGACAUCAUGAAAAUACUGUUUUAACACUCUGCCUUAAAACUUUAACAUUUUGCUUAGGUUAUGUUUUGGGCUGCAGUUUACUGAGCUGACCCUAGGUCUGAUUUGGAAAUAGAAGGUGCAAGAAGAUUUGUAAGUUACAAGGUGCUUAAAUGUUUAUGUCAAGUCUAAAAAAGAUGUAAUUGUUGUGAAAUGUUUAUGUCAUUAUAUCAGACACGAAGUGGCCUUGCUAUGUCAUGGUUUAUAUGCUGCAAUAAAGCAUCCUUUCUGUGA